Molecule: messenger RNA, 2604 nt
Organism: Sabethes cyaneus
Lineage: Eukaryota; Metazoa; Arthropoda; Insecta; Diptera; Culicidae
Product: ERC protein 2-like
Exons: 5
Coding region: 1-2604 (867 amino acids)
Source: RefSeq, a predicted model, not a curated record
AUGGAUAUGAUAAAUUACCGAAACAUACAGACUGCUAAACUAAACAGCAAGAUCCUCGAGUUAAAAGGAUCGAUCGUCACGCUUGGUGAGUGUAUCGAAGAAAAAGUAAUCAAGUGUUUACGGGAGAACAACGAUGACCUUCAAAACAGCCUGGAGCGAAAUUCAGUACCGGCAAGCAGUACCGGAACAGGUGGGGGCACCGUUAGCGAAGUGAGUUUUGUGGGAAAGGUGAAAUACGUUUUCAAAACCUGUUACGAUUCAUUUUUCGAGGGAUACGUAAAAACGAACCUAGUUAAAGAGGCUAUAAAACAGAAGAACGAUGCACUGGAUGAUGAUCUGGAAGUGCGAUUAGCUGAAAUGGAGAGAGAGUGGAGUGCGGUGAGAAAAAGUUGCGCUGAAUACCAGCGACAAAAUGCUGCACUGAACAAGGAUUUGAUCAGACAGAAGCGGGAUUUUCUCAACUUGACUUCGGAAAAGGACCAGCUUAGCCAGCGAAACUUGACGUUGAAUGUGGAAUUUAAUAAUUUAAAAGAGGAGUAUGAAUCCAUGAUGCAAAAGUUGGACUAUCUGAUAGUUUCGUUAAACGAGAAUUGCAAGACCGGGGAUUAUUCGUCAUGGAUUGAGACCCUGGACGAUUUAGGCAGUUAUUUGGGUGCGUUGAAGGCAGAUAAAGAGCGCAUAGCAGCGUUAAAUAUGAAAGCGACUGUGGAAAAAGAUGCACUGCAAAAGCAGAUCUUGAACGGAGAGAUUCAGCAAACGUGCUUGCAAGAAAAGCAAGUCGAAGCUGAAGCUAAAAUACGCCUACUUCGCGAUGAGCUUGAUCAAAGCAAGCGUGAAUUGGAUGAACAAACUCAAAAUGUCAGCAGUGUCGAGCAAGAAAAAACUAAUUUACAGGAAAAGGUUGAUGUUUUGCAAGAAGAGCUUCUGCAAACCCAAUCAUCUUUGCAAGCUACUUUGAAAGAAUUGGAGGCUACUAAGGAAUCCUUGAAAGUUGACGAAGUUGAAGCACUUUGCGGCGAAGAAAAGCUUUCCGACGUUAAGGAACGUAACACAUUGCUGAUUUACGGUUUGGAGAAACAAAAUGCAAUUCAACAAUCGCUUGGGAAUGAUCAGCACCAACUCGAGAGCAAGAUUGUUCAACUCGAGACGGAUUUGCAGCUUCAAACAAAUCUGCUGGAGCAAGCUCAACAAAAGCAGGAUGAGUGCAACGCACAGAACCGUCUUCUUAGCGAUCGCAUUUCUGAUCUACAGGCUAAAAACAACGACUUGGAACAGACCAUUGUCAAGCAACGAAAUAAGUCGGAAAACAAUUUGGACCAAAUCGAUAUAUUAACAAUGUUGGAAGUUGAGGCUCAGCGAAAUAAAAUACUGGAACGUGACAUGAACGAUAGACACGAACAGGAUCAGCGUCUGUUGAGGGAGAGUACGGAAGAGAAAGAUUUGCUUGUUGCUGCCAACCGGUCGUUGUUAUCCGGAUUGAUCCUAAUCCAAAACGGUAUUAAUUCGCUGGGAAAAGAAUACGAACUUAAAAUCGGUACCCUUCAGCAAAAACUGGAACAACUGGGGCAAAGAACCAUGCAGGAAAACUUACAGCAGCUGCGGGACUGUUUGAGCUCGAAACAACAGCAACUGGUUUCGUUGCAGUCGGAGUUGACCUCCAUGAAAGACAUUAUACACAGUUUAAACAUUGAUAACAGCAACCUUCGGUCGAGCCAUGACACGCUACAAACUAAACUACGCAAUCUAGAACUAGAAAACGCAGAGCAAAACAAAAAGAAUGACCAGUUGAAGCGGUCACUUAGCAAAACUGAGCUCAAACAUCAGGAAGACAAAUCCAUGAUGAAUUUUAUGCUCGACAAAGUGAGAACCUAUAAGCAACAGGAAGGCGACCUGCGAAAGCGGAAGGAGCUGCAUCAACAGGAGCAAGAAAUUAACAAGAAAUACCAGAUGGACAACGAGAUCUUGCGAGCAAAGCUGGCCAAAAACCGCAAGAAGGCUGACGAAAUGGAACGACAGUGGAACACCGAUCGGAAGCACCUGAUGGCCAAGUUGACUGAUUCGACGAAAACGGCCGAAAAGAUGAUGCAGGAAAUUCGUACCGACUACGAGAAAAAGUUGGACAAGCUGAAAGAUAUGGGGGAUCACCUUGAACAAGCGUUGCAGAAAGCAACUAAAAAACGCGAAACGGACCGCAAGGAUAUGAAAGCACUGUUGGCACAUGAAAUGAAAAAAUUUGCUCAACUAGAAAUUCACACCGCCGACGUUCAGCAGCAGCUUUGCAAGGUUAACGAACGCAACCUGGAGCUGAUGAAGGAAAGCGAAUUCAUCAAGUCGAAGCUUCGCAUUAUGGACCAAAACCGUGAGGAAUCUAAAAAUCCUAAAAUGAAGGAUGGGGGAGGAGACAUUUUUAACAACGCCUUUUUGGUCGAUCUGAAAACGGGUCGAACGCCGCCGCAUUACGUACGCGAGCCCGUUCCGAUGUCGGUGCUAAAUCAAGGAAAUUCUAUUGUUCGACCACAUGUAACGUAUAGCAAUGCUGCGGUGUGGUACGCUGACCGAGGCGAUGCGAUUAAUGCCGAGAAUCGAGUAAGUAUGGGAAUCUAA